Molecule: messenger RNA, 2295 nt
Organism: Saprolegnia diclina VS20
Lineage: Eukaryota; Oomycota; Saprolegniomycetes; Saprolegniales; Saprolegniaceae
Exons: 3
Coding region: 1-2295 (764 amino acids)
Source: RefSeq, a predicted model, not a curated record
AUGCCAAGCGACGGUGCGUGUGGGCGCUACCACCGCUACAAGGCGACGACCAACGCCGUCUUCGAGUGGCUCCACCGAGCGACCAAGCCCAAGACUAAGAACGCCAAGCGCAAGGUCAAGAAGCACGGCGCGCGGUCGGCCGACGUCACCGAGUGGUCGGUCUCGCAGAUCUACGCCGCUGCGCUCGAGGUCGUCGAGGCUGCCUUGCCCGUGCCCGCUGCCAUCCUGCGCAAGCUCGGGACAGCCAUCCGCCUGCGCCACCAGUACUCUCUCAAAAUGGCUCCCGACGCCGGCCAUACGCAUGUCCUCAACACGCUUCGCGCGAUCGAGGUCCAGUGGACGCCGCUGGUGCCCAUCAAGACGCCCGCUCCGGUCAAGACGCCCACUUCCGUCGAUGCAACUAGCGGUGAGAUCAACUUGGCCAACGCCUUUGAGGCCCUCGCCACCGACGACGCCGAUGACGACGCCGACGUGUGGGCGGAGACGCCGAUGCCGCCGUUCGACAUGACGACCUUUGUCGCGCCGGCCAGUGCUGCUGACGCAGCCCGCGCAGCGCUGCAAGCGCGUAUCGAAGACGAGAAGUUCCAGUGCAGAUGCUUCCUCCUUGACUUUGACGACCUGAUGCGCGAGGUCCAUAUUGCGUGGAAAAUGUUCAAGGACGGGCACACGAGCUUGCUCGCAGCGACGGCCGUCACCAACGCCUGCGUCCACGCCGUCCAAGUCGAUGAGUUUCUCAUCGACCUCGUGUCCGAGCACGACGGUCUCACACUUGGCACCGCGGUCGAGCUCGUGGUGUUGGCCAAGCGGGUGAGCAUCGAGCGUCUCCGUCCCGAUGCCGAGCGCGUGAUCGCCAAAACGCUCAAGACGUCGGCGGCCGCGGCGUCGCGCUUCCACGCCAGCGUCCGUGCCCAGUUUACGUGUGCGCUCUUCCCUGUCGUCUUCAUGGAACCGAGGGCACUGGAUGCUAGCCUCACGCUCCUCCAGGACAGGUUGGUCGGCGUGCACGAGUGCAUUGCACCCAAUUGGCGCGUCAUCCUGGCGGACGGGCAGUUUGGCCGUAGCUGGGCCGAGCCGCACGAGCUCGCGUCAUCGCUGUGGGACUUGCACCAAACGUUUUUUGGUCACAUUUUGCCGCUGCUCACGUUCCACGUGCGCGUCCCCAACCCCUUGAUGACUGCCCACGGCCCGUCGACGAGCCCGUUUCUCGAGCUUCUUCGGGCGUAUGUCGCGUCCAAGGACAUCUCGGUGGCCCUUCUCUUUGCCUGCAAUGCGCUUUUGGUGAGCAUCUUGUCUACGCAAGGCGCGCCAAGUGAUAGGAUCCACUGCGCCAAGGUCGUCGACGACACGCGUUGGACGAUCGACCGCCACGCCACCCAGAUGCAAGCCGAUCGUGGCAUUGUGGACGGUCUACUCGUGGCAGCGCCGACCAUGCACAACGUCAAGGUGGUCCUUGGCUGGUUUGACGACAUCCGACGCAUAACGUCGGCCAACAAGUACUUUAGCCAAAAGGAAGUCGACCGCGCGUGGUUCAACCCGUACAUGGCGGGCCAAGUUCUUCUCUCGAUGAAUAUGGACAUUACGUUCACCUUGGGCUUGACGGCGAUCGAUGACAUUGGCCAAGCGCGUACGAUACUCCACUUUUACAACGCGCUCCGCGUCCUCGACAAGAUCCCACCGAACAGAGACCUCGACAACUUGGUCACCAUGUACGAGCGCGGCAAGUCGGUGUGGGUCGGCGGCCGCCCUACCGCCCGUGGCAAUAUUCUAAAAGCAUAUUUGCUCGCGUGGGGCUACAACCCGUAUACGACCGCGACCAUGGCGGCCGGCAUUUGCGACGACCACGAAGAGUACGUUGCCAAAGGCGCGCUGCGCGACCGCAUGGACCACCGCAGUGCGGCGCAGAGGGCGUCGACGCCGCACAACACGUCUCGGAAGAAGCUCGAACCGACCAAGCCCGCGCACGUGAGCAAGGCGUAUCGCUACGUGACACGGACAAUGUUGCCGGACGACGUGGACGCCACGCGCCUUCCGAGUGCCUUUGCCAUUCGGGCCAUCGUCCUCAGCGACUUUGACGCGUUUUUAUACCUCGACCUCAAACGGGUCGGCCAGCUCUUUCGUGAAGCUGGUCCGUGGCACGAGACGGACGUCCACGCCCGCCAUCAGAGUGAAAUCAUGGUUUCCCAAACGCUCCUCGCGCUCUGCGACUGCAAACCCGACGACCAUCGCCUUGUCCAAAUUGCCAAAGUGUUGACGCACGUCGCGGACCGCAUGCACGAGAUGCACUGCCUCGCGUAG